UAUUGAGAUUUGACGUUUCUUUCUGUACCAUUAAAGUGCUUUUAGCUUUGUGAGUAAAUAUGGGUAGUAACAUCAAGUAAUGUCAAUACACUGUAAAAUGUCUACCACUGCAAAUAUAGGCAAAGCUCUUGGGUCACAAGACAAGGUGACAGAAGUAGUUUCAAAUAAGAAAGACCAUAAAAAUCACAGCCAUGUUCAUUGGAGAAGACCUAAAACUUCUCGACCUGAAAGAAAUCCUAAGUAUCCAAGAAAAAGUAUACCUACGCGAAAUCGCAUGGAAGCUCAUAAUAUUAUCAAACAUCCUCUAACAACUGAAAAUUCAAUGAAAAAGAUUGAAGAAGAAAACACAAUAGUAUUCUUGGUUCAUUCUGAAGCCAACAAAUCAAGCAUAAAAAGUGCUGUUGAAAAAUUGUAUGAUGUUCAUGUUUCAAAAGUCAACACUCAAGUUCAGCCAGAUGGUCAGAAAAAAGCUUGUGUAAAAUUAGAUGUGGGAAAUGAUGCACUUGACAUUGCCAACAAAAUUGGUAUUAUUUAAACUUUCAAAAUGUUUUAUUAUUUGUAAAUAAAAAUCAUAUAUUUUGUUAAA
Messenger RNA from Trichogramma pretiosum, 586 nucleotides. RefSeq names its product 60S ribosomal protein L25-B-like. Gene Ontology annotation, molecular function: structural constituent of ribosome. The coding region runs from base 80 to 535 and encodes 151 amino acids. The transcript is spliced from 4 exons. The record is from RefSeq and is a predicted model, not a curated record. Gene Ontology annotation, cellular component: ribosome; cytosolic large ribosomal subunit. NCBI's taxonomy places the organism in Eukaryota, Metazoa, Arthropoda, Insecta, Hymenoptera, Trichogrammatidae. Gene Ontology annotation, biological process: ribosomal large subunit assembly; translation.